Messenger RNA from Nelumbo nucifera (sacred lotus), 732 nucleotides. Lineage: Eukaryota; Viridiplantae; Streptophyta; Magnoliopsida; Proteales; Nelumbonaceae. The record is from RefSeq and is a predicted model, not a curated record.
AUGUACUCAAGUUGUUCAUAUGUGCAAGGUGCCUCACAGGUUUUCGAGACUGUGCCAGGAUCGGAUAUUCUUUCUUAUAACUCAAUCAUCCUUGGGCUUUUAGAACACGGGUAUCUAAAUGAAGCAUUGGAAGUUUUGAAUAAGAUGGUGGAUAAGCCUGUAGUGAGGGACAAUAUCACAUAUGUUACUCUUAUUAAUCUCUGCAAACAUUUGAAAGAUUUAAAACUCCAGGUUGCAAAUCACAAUCAGAUAUUCAGGACUGGUCUUAAGCUUGAUAUCUUCAUUGGCAGAGCAAUUAUAGACAUGUACGGGAAAUGUGGUAAGAUAUUCAGUGUGCAAGAAAUGUUUUUGAUGGGCUAUGCAACCACAAUGUGGUCUCAUGGACAGCUAUUAUCAUGGAGAUGUAUUAAAUGCGUGUAUAAAGAAAAACCAGAUUAUUGUUGGGAAUGCCCUGAUCAACAUGCAUGUAUUUCAAGAGUGGGUGAUGUUGAAUUUGGGCAUCAAGUACUUUUAGAUAUGUCUUACCGUGACAUCAUUACAUGGAAAUCAAUGAUAUGUGGCUACUCCCAUUAUGGACUUGGUAGACAAGUCUUCCAAAAUAUGUUGUUAGCUGAAGAAGCACCUAGCUAUGUAACUUUUGUUGGAGUUCUAUCUGCUUGUGUUGACAAGGGGUUCUACUAUUUAAAUCAGAUGAUGAAGGGUAUUGGGAUCACACCUAGGGUGGAGCAUUAA